Messenger RNA from Acanthosepion pharaonis, 666 nucleotides. Lineage: Eukaryota; Metazoa; Mollusca; Cephalopoda; Sepiida; Sepiidae. The record is from the annotation of a GenBank genome assembly.
AUGAUUUCUUUAUCGCUUCCUUCCGACUCCUUUUCUUUUCUCUACCUAUCUCUGUUCAUCAUUUCGUCACUCUCUCUGGUCUUUUUUCGCUCUCUCUCUCUCUCUCUUUCUCUUUUUUUCUUUUACUGCACCCUAUUCUCUAUUUUCAUUCUUUCUUUCCCUUCUUUCUUUUCCAUUUACAAAAUCUGUUUGUCUCUUUUCAAUUUCUUUCUUUCUUUCUUUCUUUCUUUCUUUCUCUUGUCUGUCUUUUCUCUCACCCUCUCUCUCCUCUCUCUCUUUCCUUUCCUAGUAACUCCUACCUUCUUCUCUCUUUCACUGUUUCUUCCUUUCUCUCUCUCUCUCUCAUCAAAUUUUCAUCCCGCCCCGAUACUAUCUCUCGACUGUCGAUUAUAUGUUCCUUUUUUCCAUAUCUCUUUCACCUACUAUUUAUUUCUUGCUGUCUUUCAUUCACUACCUCUUUCUCCUCUCUUAAAAGAUGUUUACUCUCAAUUUCAAUCCAUACUCUUUCUGUAUAUCUAUCUAUCUAUCUAUCUAUCUAUCCUCUCUAUCUGUCUGUCUCUGCCUAUAUCUAUCUAUCUAUGUCUGUAUAUAUCUAUCUAUCUAUCUAUCUAUCUUCUGUCUGUCUGUCUGUCUACAGAUUGCAGCCUCUCUGAGAUACCCCCAUGA